Molecule: messenger RNA, 1134 nt
Organism: Lolium perenne
Lineage: Eukaryota; Viridiplantae; Streptophyta; Magnoliopsida; Poales; Poaceae
Product: probable glutathione S-transferase GSTU6
Biological process (GO): glutathione metabolic process
Cellular component (GO): cytoplasm
Molecular function (GO): glutathione transferase activity
Source: RefSeq, a predicted model, not a curated record
UUGCUUAUACUUGUCCGAGUCAAAAAGUUCUAAACACGGAUAAAGCCAGUACAUGUACCUCCCUCGUUUCAUCCCAAACCAGUCAGACAGUGAACCAAACACCAAGAAGGGCAAGCAAGAACAACCCAACACACGAAGCUAACUUUACGUACUGCAAAGUUUGAGCUGAUCGACGCCGACGAACAGGAAGAAUGGCCGGAGGGGGAGGAGCCGACCUGAAGCUGCAGGGGCCGUGGGCGAGCCCCCACGUCCUGCGCGUGCGACUCGCGCUCGGCCUCAAGGGCAUGAGCUACCAGUAUGUGGAGGAGCAAGACCUGAAAAAGAACAGGAGCGAGCUGCUUCUCCAGAGCACGCGGCCGGUGCUGGUCCACGGCGGCGAGCCUGUCCGCGGGACGUCGCUGAAUAUGGUACAGUACGUCGACGAGGCCUUCGCCGGCGUCGGCCCUUCCCUCCUCCCCGACGACCCCUCUGAGCGUGCUGCGGGUCGCUACUUGGCAGACUUUAUCGAUGACACGCUCAUCAAGGCGAUGCACGAGGCGUCAUGGGGCAAGACGGUCGGGGAGCGAGCAGAGGGGAAGAAGCAGGUGGGCGGCGCGGUGCAGACCCUAGAGGCAGCUCUGAGCGAGUGCUCGAACCCCUUUUUCGGCGGCAACACGGCCGGAUAUGUGGACGUCGUGCUCGGCAGCCUCCUCGCCUGGGUGCACGCCACUGAUGCGAUGCAAGAUGUCAAGACCUUCGACCCCGCCACCGUGCCGCUCCUGGCCGAGUGGACGAAGCACUUCGGUGCGCUCACAGUGGUCCAUGAGGUCAUGCCGGAGGAGACCGAGCUGGCCAAUUUUCUUCCCAAAGCCUUUCCUGCUCGCGGCCGCUCUGGUCAAUGGUUCAAUCAUGUCGUUUCUGCGUUGCUAUUUGUAUUCGUAUUUUUGCCGCUUGUUCGCAAAUGGUGGUGUACUAUUUCGCCUGGUUGGGUCGAGCCGGCGGCGGAGGAGAUCCCCAGGGUCAUAUCCCUCGCGCUUUCCAUGGCAUUCGCAGGCUGGUUCCUGGAGCGUUGCCGCAUUGUCUUUGCUACGCUCAUGAAGAUCUUGACUUCGUGACCGGCCGGAUUGAUGUUUCUUCUUUAUGUUUUUACAUUUU